CUCCGUACAGACAGCACCCGUCCUCAGGAUCGAACCCGUGUCUCCAUCGCUGCAUUCGCUGUAAGGCAGCAACUCUACCGCGGCGCCGCCGUGACGGUCCAUGUGACCGCCCAUAUUCAGCAGCUCCACGUCAGUGAAAACAUUUUGAACCAGGAAGUGGAGAUAAAAUGGCUGCAAAAGACCAGGUCGAGAGUUUGACCGAGGAGGCAGUUUGUCCCAUCUGCCUGGAUUUCUUCACCGAUCCGGUUACACUGGAGUGUGGGCACAACUUCUGCCGCUCCUGUAUCACACAGAGUUGGGACAGGGAGGGGAAAAACUCCUGCCCGGAAUGUAGAGAGGAAUUUACAGACCGCACCCUCAGGGUGAAUCGGGCCUUGGUUAGACUGUCUGAGAAAGCUCGAGCACUGAGCCUGAAUCAGACAGAGAAGGAAAGUAAACUUCAGUGCGAGAAACAUCAGGAAGAACUGAAGCUGUUUUGUGAAACGGACAAGACGCUGAUCUGUGUGAUCUGUCGAGAUGGGCGGGAACACAAGUCUCACAACUUCAGACCGAUAGAUGAAGCUGUUGAAAUCUACAAGGAUCAGGUGAAAUCUUCCUUCCAAUCGCUCACAAAAAAGAAAUCCGAGAUCGAGCAAAUGGAGCAGCAACAGAAAGAGAAGAUUUCUGUUGUUCUGGAACAGUCACACAACCUUCAGUCACAGAUCACAUCCCAGUUUGCUGAACUGCACCAGAUUUUCACUGAGAAAGAGCGGCGUGUACUCGCAGAUAUCCGGGAAGAAGAGGAGAAAAUUCGGAACGCAAUGGAGAAAAGGCUUCAAGAGAUUCAAGCAAAUUUAAAUUCCAUCCAAAAGGAACUCUCAACGUUGCAGGAACAGAUGGAUCAAAAAGACAACGGGAUAUUUCUGAAGGAGGCAGCUGGUCGGAGAAGGAGGGUCAGUGAUGAGUUCGUACAUU
Messenger RNA from Leucoraja erinaceus (little skate), 954 nucleotides. RefSeq names its product nuclear factor 7, brain-like. The record is from RefSeq and is a predicted model, not a curated record. Gene Ontology annotation, molecular function: ubiquitin-protein transferase activity; zinc ion binding. Lineage: Eukaryota; Metazoa; Chordata; Chondrichthyes; Rajiformes; Rajidae. Gene Ontology annotation, biological process: protein ubiquitination. The transcript has 5 exons. The annotation marks the transcript as partial.